Molecule: messenger RNA, 930 nt
Organism: Saxophila tyrrhenica
Lineage: Eukaryota; Fungi; Ascomycota; Dothideomycetes; Mycosphaerellales; Extremaceae
Exons: 2
Coding region: 1-930 (309 amino acids)
Molecular function (GO): catalytic activity
Source: RefSeq, a predicted model, not a curated record
AUGUCUCUCCAACCAUUGACUGGAGCGAAGAAACUACGACAACUCCUCAAAGACCCCAACAACCUCGUUCUCUGCCCAGGCGUAUACGAUGGCCUCACAGCUCGUCUCGCGCUAUCAAUUGGCUUCGACGCAAUAUACAUGACAGGCGCCGGCACCUCAAUGUCCCGCCUAGGAUGGGCAGACCUCGGCCUCGCCACCCUAGACAACAUGCGCUCCAACGCCGAGAUGAUCGCGUCCCUCGACCCCGCCGUCCCCGUCAUCGCCGACGCAGACACGGGCUACGGUGGCCCGAUCAUGGUGUCUCGGACCGUGACGCAGUACGCUCGUUCCGGGGUCGCGGCGCUGCAUAUCGAGGACCAGGCACAGCAGAAACGGUGCGGGCAUUUGCUUGGUAAGGUGAUUGUGGAUCGGGAGGAGUAUUUUGCAAGGUUGAGCGCUGCGUGUCAGGCGAGGGAUGCGACGGAGAGUGAUAUUGUGAUUAUUGCGAGGACGGAUGCGAGGCAGACGUACGGUUUCGACGAGGCGCUGGAAAGGUUACAGAAGGCGGUAGAGAUCGGGGUGGAUGUGGUGUUUUUCGAGGCGUUGGAGUCGAAGGAGGAAGCGCGGAAAGUGUGUGAGGUAUUCAAGAAGACAAACACGCCCGUGUUGUUGAAUAUGGUUCCUGGAGGUGUGACUCCAGCCAUGAGCGCGCAGGAGGCGAAGGAGGUCGGGUUCAGGAUUAUGAUUGUGCCGGGUUUGUGCAUUGCGCCGGUGAUUCGGAGUGUGACGGAGGAGAUGGAGCAUUUGAAGAACCAGGGGACCCCGACGCAGCUGAAUGCUAAUGAGGGCGUGGUUAGAGGGUUCAAGCUGUGUGGGAUGGAGGAGUGCAUGGAGAUUGACAGGAAAGCUGGCGGGAAGGCGUAUGAUACCGUUGGGGAAACCAAGAAUUAG